AUGGCUAAAAUUAUUGAUGGUAAGAGUGUAUCUCAAAAAAUUCUUGAUGAUAUUUCUUUAACAUUAAAAGAUAUUCAAAAAAAUCAUCCUCAUUUUAAACCUUGUUUGGCUAUUGUUCAGGUUGGUGAUCGUUCUGAUUCAAAUGUUUAUAUAAAAAAUAAACUUAAAAAAGCUUCUGAGAUUGGUUUUGAGGCAAAAUUAAUUAAACUUCCUAAUACAACUAAUCAACAUGAAUUAGAAGCAGUUGUCAAUGAAUUAAAUAAUGAUUUUUAUGUAGAUGGUAUUAUUGUUCAAUUACCAUUAGAUUCUGUAAAUUCUAUUGAUGCUGAUCAUGUUAUUAAUAUGAUUUAUCAAGAAAAAGAUGUUGAUGGUUUAACAAGAGAAAAUGCUGGAAGAUUAAUGAGAGGAGAAUUAAAAAAUACUAUAUUUCCAUGUACACCAUAUGGAUGUUUAACUUUGGUUCAACAUGCUACGGGAGAUGUUAAUUAUGUUGCUGGUAAAAAUGUCGUUGUAAUAGGAAGAUCAAAAAUCGUUGGUUCACCUGCAGGUGCAUUAUUUUUAUGGCAUCAUGGAACAACAACCAUUUGUCAUUCAAAAACUGAAAAUUUAAAAGAUAUUUGUAAAAGGGCUGAUAUUCUUGUUGUUGCUAUUGGAAAAAGUGAAUUUGUUAAAGGUGAUUGGAUCAAACCAGGUGCAAUUGUUAUUGAUUGUGGUAUAAAUGUCCUUGAAGUUGAUGGAAAGAAGAAAUUAUUUGGUGAUGUUAAAUUUGAGGAAGCUGCUAAAAUAGCUGGAUACAUUACAAAAGUUCCAGGUGGUGUAGGGCCAAUGACAAUUGGUAUGUUAUUAAAAAAUACAUUCACUCAAGCUGUUGGUAGAAGAUUGAAAAAUGUCAGUGAAAAUAAAUGGAAUAUUGAUAUUCUUCAGUUAAAAAUUCAAAAACCAGUUCCUUCAGAUAUUCAAAUUUCACGUUCUCAAAUUCCAAAGAAAAUUAGUAAACUUGCAGAAGAAAUAGGAAUUCAUUUUGAGGAAUUAGAAUUAUAUGGAAAUAAUAAAGCCAAAGUUAUUUUAGAUAUUUUCAAACGUUUUGAAAAUAAAAAAAAUGGAAAAUAUAUUGUUGUUGCGGGAAUUACACCAACACCACUUGGUGAAGGUAAAAGUACAACAACUCUUGGACUUGUUCAAUCAUUAUGUGGACAUUUAAAAAAAAAUACAUUUGGAAAUAUUAGACAACCAUCACAAGGACCAAUAUUUGGAAUUAAAGGUGGUGCUGCUGGUGGUGGGUAUUCACAAGUAAUACCAAUGGAAGAAUUUAAUUUACAUUUAACUGGAGAUAUACAUGCUAUUACAGCUGCUAAUAAUCUUCUUGCUGCAGCUAUUGAUGCUAGAAUUUUCCAUGAAGCUACGCAAUCUGAUGAAGCUUUAUUUAAUAGAUUAGUUCCAAAAAAUAAACAAGGUAAAAGAAUUCUUAGUAAGAUUCAAAAAAAUAGAGCAAAUAGAUUGGGUUUAUCUGAUGUAGAAGAUGUUAAUGAAUGGACACCUGAAGAGAAAGUUAAAUUUGCUAGAUUAAAUAUUGAUCCUCAAAGUGUUACAUGGAAUCGAGUUAUUGAUACAAAUGAUAGAUUUUUAAGAAAAAUAGAAAUUGGUCACAAUCCUACUGAAAAAGGACAUGUAAGAACAACACAAUUUGAUAUAACUGUAGCAUCUGAAAUAAUGGCAAUUCUUGCAUUGACUUCUGAUUUAAGUGAUAUGAAAGAUAGAUUAGGAAAAAUUGUUAUUGGUAAUGAUAAAAGUGGUAAUGCUGUUACAUGCGAAGAUAUUGGUUGUACAGGAGCUUUAGCAAUCCUUCUUAAAGAUACUGUAAAACCAAAUUUAAUGCAAUCAUUAGAAGGAACACCAAUAUUUGUUCAUGCUGGACCAUUUGCUAAUAUUGCUUCUGGUGCUUCAAGUAUUGUUGCCGAUAAAUUGGCUCUUAAACUUGUUGGUGAAGAUGGAUAUGUUGUAACUGAGGCUGGAUUUGGUGCUGACAUUGGUAUGGAGAAAUUCUUUAAUAUUAAAUGUAGAUAUUCUGAAUUAAUACCAAAUUGUGUUGUUCUUGUUGCUACUGUACGUGCUCUUAAAAUGCAUGGAGGUGGUCCUCCAGUAAAUGCUGGUACACCUUUACCUUUUGAAUAUUUAAAUGAAAAUAUUGAGUUACUUGAAAAAGGUUGUGAUUCUAAUUUAAGAAAACAAAUGGAAAAUGCUUUGAAAUUUGGAGUACCAGUUGUUGUUUGUGUAAAUAGAUUUUCAACAGAUACUGAAAAUGAGUUAAAUUUAGUUGUUUCUAAAUGUCAAAAAUAUGGAGGUGUUGGUGUUGUUUCUAAUCACUGGGAAGAAGGUGGAAAAGGAGCUAUCAAAUUAGCUGAAGCUGUUGUUGAAGCAUGUAACAAAAAGAGUAAUUUCAAAUUUUUGUAUCCAUUAGACGAGGAUAUACCAACAAAAAUUGAAAUUAUUGCAAAAGAAAUAUAUGGAGCUAGUGGUAUAACAAUAUCUGAUAUAGCUAAAGAUAAAAUUGAUAGAUACACAAAAAUAGGUUUCUCCAAAUUACCUAUUUGUAUGGCUAAAACUCAACUAUCUUUAUCACAUGAUCCAUCACUUAAAGGUGCUCCAACAGGUUUUGUAUUACCAAUUAAGGAUAUUCGUUGUUCAGUUGGUGCAGGAUUUAUAAUACCAAUUUGUGGAGAUAUUACUACUAUGCCAGGCCUUGCCACAAGACCUUGUUUCUUUGAUAUGGAUAUUGAUGUUGAAGAUGACAAUAAAAUUGUAGGUCUUUUUUAA
Strongyloides ratti is the source of this 2814-nucleotide messenger RNA. Its product is annotated as C-1-tetrahydrofolate synthase, cytoplasmic. Gene Ontology annotation, molecular function: methylenetetrahydrofolate dehydrogenase (NADP+) activity; ATP binding; formate-tetrahydrofolate ligase activity. Bases 1 to 2814 code for a protein of 937 amino acids. Lineage: Eukaryota; Metazoa; Nematoda; Chromadorea; Rhabditida; Strongyloididae. Gene Ontology annotation, biological process: tetrahydrofolate interconversion. The transcript is spliced from 2 exons. Gene Ontology annotation, cellular component: cytosol. The record is from RefSeq and is a predicted model, not a curated record.